This is a messenger RNA of Anthostomella pinea, 1272 nucleotides long. The record is from the annotation of a GenBank genome assembly. NCBI's taxonomy places the organism in Eukaryota, Fungi, Ascomycota, Sordariomycetes, Xylariales, Xylariaceae.
AUGGCCCUGCUCGCUCAGGUGGCCUUGGGCGCUCUCGCCAUCGCAUUCAUGACUUUCGUGGCUUUCUUUGGAAGGCUCCCAGCUCUUAGACACACGCCGAUAGCCUGGCUACACCGAGCAAUAUGGAUAUCCAUACCCAACGCCAUCCUAGCCCUGGACCAGAGGCUCACCUCGGGCCGGCUGACGUCGUGGACGGACCGCUUCGGGAACUACGUGAUGUUCGGGCGGCACCCAACAAUCCUCAUAUUCUUCUUCCUGCUGCUCACGGUGGGAGAGUACAUGUACCUGCCAGGCGCCUGGCCUCGCAUGAGCGCUCUCCACAGGCUUAUGGGCGCCAUCGCUAUCGUCCUGCCCUACGUAUUCCUAUACCUCGCCGCGUACAGUGACCCGGGGGUCAUCACGCCGGCUACUCAUUCGCGAUGGAUGUCACACUACCCCUACGAUUUCACGCUCUUCCACCCGGGCCAGACCUGCCGGACCUGCAACUUACUGAAACCGGCGCGGUCAAAGCAUUGCGCUGUGUGCAACCGCUGCGUCGCCAAGAUGGACCACCACUGCGUCUUCAUCAACAACUGCGUCGGCUACGGCAACCAGCACUGGUUCCUGCUUCUCCUCCUCUCCACCGCGAUCCUAACCGCCUACGGCGGCACUCUCGGCCUGCGCCUCGUAUCCCAAAACGCGCGCGCGCGCUCCGCCGCCUUUAAUCUCUGGAAGCCACACUCCAUGCCCUGGCGCACCUACUUCGUGCUCCUCACGAUCGGCAUCCAGGACGACGUGGGCCUGGGCUCGGUGACGCUGCUGGCGGCCAUGACGUCGCCGCUGGUGUGGGGCCUGCUGGGCUACCACGCCUACCUGAUCUACUGCGGCACCACCACCAACGAGAGCAUGAAGUGGCAGGACUGGCAGGCCGAGAUGGACGACGGGUUCGCGUUCAAGCGCCAACUACCCACACCGCGGACCAAGGACCCGCGGGUCGAGGCCGCGUGGACGCGCUGGCCCGUCGAGCCCGUCCAGGUCAUGGUGCGCACCGAGGACGGGGAACCGCCCAACAGCGGCAGCGCCUCGGAGCUGGGCGUGGGUGAGUGGGAGCGCGUGUGGCAUCUGCGGGACGUGGAGAACCUGUAUGAUCUCGGUCUUGCGGACAAUAUGAUCGAUGUGUUCGUGCCGAAUCACUCGUUCAGGGCGGAGACUGUGACGGAUCUGGAGCGAGGCAGGCGGUCGAAGAAGCCGAAGGCUCGGCCGGGCGCUGGUCUUGUGGCUGCUGCUACUUGA